AUGGCGGCUCUCAACAAUUCUUCCUUCCUAACAACAACAACACUACUAAUCAUCCUCCCCAUCGCCUCCCAACUCCUCUUCCUCCUCAUCAACGCAGCCCCACCACCAAACUCCUCCCCUUCACUCACCAUGUACCCAUUCAACUGCUCCCAAUCCACCACCACCACCUGCAACGCUUCCCUCUACCACGCCACCUCCCUCGGCCGCCACGACUCGACUCGACAAAUCGCCACGUACUACUCCGUCAACGAAACCCAGCUCCACCCGAUCACAGGCAUCCAUAACCGCCAAGACUACCUCGUCACCGUCCCCUGCUCCUGCGGGACCGUUAGCGGGACCACCGCCUACUUCCACGCCGUCAAUUACGCCGUCCAGCAGGGGGACACGUUCAGCGACGUGUCGGCGGAGGUGUACAGCGGGCAAGUUUGGGUGGUCGGAGACGAGAAGCAGCGGUUCGUCGCGGGAAACAACGUGACGAUGAAUUUGGUGUGUGGGUGUUUGGAUGGAAAGGGAACAGAGGAGGAGGAGGGUGAGGUCAUCGUGACGUAUACGGUUGAGGACGGGGAUACUCUGGCCGGAAUCGCUGACCGGUUUCAGGCGAGUUUGAGCAGGGUGGUGGGGCUGAACGAGUUGCUGACUCAGAACCCUGGGUUUAUUGAUGUGGGUUGGGUUCUUUAUGUCCUCAAAGGUUCUCAAGUUGGUGAUGGUGGAGGGGGGUCUGAGAAAUGGACGGUGGUGGCCAUAGUCCUGUCAGUGGCAGCAACAUUGCUUCUGAUCGCCGGAUGUUUGGUGUUUGUUUGGCGGAGGAAGAGAUACUUGAAGCAGCAGAAGCAGAGUAUUAAUGGCAUGAAGCUGGCGCAGGAUCAAAAAGCUGCUGCAGCAGGAGGAGGAGGGUUUGGAAGCAGCAUCAGUUCUUACCGAACACCUUCAGUUCUAAAGUCUUUCAAGGACUUCACCGGAGAUUUCGAGAAAGGGUACUUUGACGCGGAAGGACCGGUGAGGUACAACAUAGAAGAGAUCGAGGAGGCGACCAACAACUUCGAUGAGUCCAAGAAGAUUGGAGAGGGUGGAUAUGCCAAAGUGUUCUUUGGAAUCUUGAGAGGCCAGGAGGUGGCGGUGAAGAUGAUGAGAUCGAACAAGUCCAAAGAGUUCUAUGCAGAGCUUAAGGUUCUCUGCAAGGUUCAUCAUAUCAAUGUUGUGGAACUUUUGGGGUAUGCGAGUGGGGAUGAUCAUGUUUUCUUGGUGUAUGAAUAUGUCCGCAAUGGAUCCCUAAGUGACCAUCUCCACGACCCAUUGCUCAGAGGUUACCAGCCGCUUUCCUGGUCUGCAAGAACUCAAAUAGCAGUUGAUGCCGCCAAGGGAAUCGAGUACAUCCACGACCAUACUAAAACAAGAUAUGUACACAGAGACAUCAAGAGCACCAACAUUUUGCUCGAUGAUUGCCUUCGAGCCAAGGUUGCGGAUUUCGGAUUGGCUAAGCUGGUGGAGAGGAGCAACGAUGAUGAGUUGAUAGCCACAAGACUAGUUGGAACUCCAGGCUACCUUCCUCCAGAGUCUGUGAAGGAACUACAAGUCACUUCAAAAACCGAUGUUUUUGCAUUUGGAGUCCUUCUGGGAGAGCUCAUCACAGGGAAAAGAGCUUUGGUUCGGGACAACAAAGAACCUGGCAGGCUCAAAUCCCUCAUCACAACCUUGGCUGAGGUUUUUGAAGCUGAAGAACCGCAAAUGGCUCUAGAAGAAAUUAUAGACUUAAACCUUCGUAGUGGCUACCCAUUGGAAGAAAUCUAUAAGAUGGCGGAAAUAGCACAAUGGUGUUUGAGUGAAGAGGCGAUGAACAGACCGGAGAUGAGGGACAUUGUUGGGCCGCUGGCCCAAAUCGUGACGGCUUCCGUGGAGUGGGAAGCCUCCAUGGGAGGUGACAGCCAGGUUUUUAGUGGCAUUUUUAACGGGAGAUAG
This is a messenger RNA of Linum tenue, 1956 nucleotides long. The record is from the annotation of a GenBank genome assembly. NCBI's taxonomy places the organism in Eukaryota, Viridiplantae, Streptophyta, Magnoliopsida, Malpighiales, Linaceae.